Closterium sp. Naga37s-1 is the source of this 489-nucleotide messenger RNA. NCBI's taxonomy places the organism in Eukaryota, Viridiplantae, Streptophyta, Zygnematophyceae, Desmidiales, Closteriaceae. The record is from the annotation of a GenBank genome assembly.
AUGGAAGUGCUUGACUGCGACGGCGCGACCGUGCGCGACGCCAUGAUCGCCGUCUCGCGCGCCGCCUGCCCGCCGUCCUGCACCGUUGCCGACAUCGCCGCGGCCGGCGGAACCGGCCACCUGCGCCUCGACCUCCCCGUGCUCGACGCCGCGCUUGCCGGCGGGUUACCCUGCGGCGCGAUCACGGAAAUCGCGGGCCCGGCGGGCGCGGGGAAGACGCAGAUGUGCAUGCAGGCGGCGGUCAUGGCGACGCUGCCCGCAUCUGCCGGCGGGUUUAACGCGUCCGUGGUGUAUUUUGAUACUGAGAGACGGUUCAGCCCGAAGCGCGUGGCGGAGGUUGCUUUGAAUCGGUUCCCCGCCUUCUUUUCGUCCCACUUGGCCAUGGAACAGACAAAGUUUUCCUGUCUUGACAGCAUGUACAUUCUGAUGCUCUCCCGCCCCCACCCUUACUUUCCCCUGACUCAACCUGUGCUCCUCCCUUACCUCUGA